UAGAAUCUUUAAAAGCGUGCUUCCCGAACGCAGCCAUCAUCAGCUGAUUAGUGAUUAGUAGUUGCUUUCCAUUUACAUCAAAACUCAGAUAAUUCUCUCUUGUGACGUCAUAACUCAGUUGAAUGCACGUUCCUUUUGAUGCUAGCAAGUGAGAUUCAACUGAGUUUUUACGUGGUUUCUGCACACGAUCGAGACAUCGAGACCGUGUGCUUUAGUGAGUCUAAUAGACUCACAUUAAAAGUGAGAAUCGAGAAAGAUAUGCAUGAUUAAAUGUGAUUUAAAAUAAAAAAAUAAUACUAUGAGUGAGGUAAGUGAACCGAGUGACAUUGAAACGUUUGACAAACAAGAUGAUAAGGAUGCGGACUUUAACGUGGACAAUUAUCGUCAAGAAAUGGAUAGCGAUGAUUCCUUUAUCGAAAUGCCAGAGAAUAACAUACAGAUGAAUAAACAGGAUGGCCAGUGUGCAGGCCCAGUUAUUUCUGGACACAAAUUUGAUAAGAAGCUGAUAUGCAUUAAAUAUCCGGGUAACAUAGUUAAUGUUGAUAAAGCAAUCGAAACAUUAGGUGGCAUUAGCUCUAUUUCUAUGACUGUAGAUGCUCCUAAUAGGAGAUUAGAAUUGCGGUUUAGACCUGAUGAUGGAUAUAGCAAACCUGCCUGUGGAGAUAGACAUAGUACAAUUGGUUUUUUACUUAGAGUUAGGAUAAAGAAAAAUAGGGUAACACAAGCAGAUAUGACAGAGGCUACAAAAUCAAAAUGUAUGGAUGCUAUAAAUCUGAAUGCUACAAAUCUAGAAGCUACUGCAUCUUGCAUUAUUGGUAGCAAAGAAAAUCUUAAAACAUCCCAUUUGGUGGAGGAUGAACAGAUUAAUAGUGCAUUUAAUGCUACGAUAAAAGAGGACAGCUGCAAAGAUAAUGUUAGUAUUGAAGAUACUGUAGACAAAAGAUGUACUGCAGAUAACAUUAAAAAUAUUGAUGGUACACAUGAAGAUAAAAGCUCGCCAAAAAGAAAAAAGAAUGUAUUGUCUACAUUUGACAAUAACAGAUAUGAAAAUUUAUCCCAAAAGACAGAUUAUGAGUUACCAUGUUUAAAAAUAUUAGGAAGAGUCGAGACUGAAUUCAAAUUUACCAAUUUAUGCGAUUUUCAAUAUGUACCAAUGACACAGAGCAAAUCAAAUCCCAAAAAAUUGGAAUGCAUAUAUAGCUCGAUUUAUCCGACAGGUAUUCCACCUUAUUCUUGGUUGAAAAAUGACGUGCCUUAUUUUCUACCACCAGCCGCGUUCAGCAGAAUGGACACUGUGCAGCAAUACAUACCAAAAACUGAGAUAGAUUCUAACUCGGAGAAUAUAAUUGGUAAAAACAAAAAGUGUCAAGCGGGCUUUCCCAAUUAUAUAUACUUUUCCACGCUAGGGGUGCCCACCGCAGCACCAAAAGGCAUUGAAACAGCUAUGAAAGUAAAGUUCCUUCAAAAUGCACACUUGGAACAAGUGCGCCAACUUUUUGAGGAACGUCCAAUUUGGUCCAAAAAUGCUAUCAUGUAUAAGACACAAUAUACGUCUGAACAAUUAAAGAUAUUAUUACCGUCAGUGGCAUAUUAUUUUAUGACCGGACCAUGGAGAAUCAUGUGGGUGAAACUUGGUUACGAUCCAAGAAAGGAUAUUAAUGCGAGAAAGUAUCAGACGUUGGAUUAUAGAUUAAAAGCUAUGCAUGGAUUAGGUUUGACCGUCAGAUGCAAAAGAAAUUAUUCAAAUUAUACAUUACCAUACAAAUCUGCGCCCGUUUCUAAACAAAAACCUGCUAUACUCACUGCUACCCUGAGUCAGCAACAAAACCCGAAGAAAGAGCGGCAUUUACACGAGAAUGUGUAUAUAUACCGAGAAGGCAUGGUACCUCCUUCCCGACAAAUGUUUUAUCAGUAUUGUGACGUUCUAAUAGGAGAAAUACAAGAAAUGUUGGCAAAGCUCCCUGAUCCCUUACCUGGUAUAAAAUGUCAUGAGAAGAGAGGAUGGCUGCCAACUGGUUUUGAUGUACAAUGCAGAGAAAUUUUAAACAAACAAGUGCGCGCCGUUCUGAGAAAGAGGAUGAACAUUCCUGAGGAUCAUCCAACAUCGCUUCCAAGGAAACGGAAACAUGGCAUUAAAUUAAAAACUAAUAAAACGAUUAAUAAAAGAACGAGAAAAGGCAAAGCGAAUUCUACAGAGAUUCAAUCAAAUGUUACUCCUACUUUGGAAUUGAAUGUGAUUAAUGAAGAUUUGAAACCUGAAUUUAAAUAAUUAAAAUUAUAAAUAUGCAAGAAAAAAGUCUAACUACAUUUUUUUGCUAGAUACCUCU
Molecule: messenger RNA, 2327 nt
Organism: Formica exsecta
Lineage: Eukaryota; Metazoa; Arthropoda; Insecta; Hymenoptera; Formicidae
Gene: l(2)37Cd
Product: general transcription factor 3C polypeptide 5
Exons: 8
Coding region: 299-2269 (656 amino acids)
Biological process (GO): transcription initiation at RNA polymerase III promoter
Cellular component (GO): transcription factor TFIIIC complex
Source: RefSeq, a predicted model, not a curated record